Fulvia fulva is the source of this 327-nucleotide messenger RNA. RefSeq lists its product as uncharacterized. The coding region runs from base 1 to 327 and encodes 108 amino acids. Lineage: Eukaryota; Fungi; Ascomycota; Dothideomycetes; Mycosphaerellales; Mycosphaerellaceae. The transcript has a single exon. The record is from RefSeq and is a predicted model, not a curated record.
AUGGCAGUCAAGUUCAGCCAGUCGUCUUUGACGAAAGGCACCAUCACGGCACCACACCUGAACAGGCAACAUUCCUACAGCACAAGACAGGACGGUGGACGAUCUCAGCCAGGCGACGCCACUACUGUGCUUGCCAACGUAGCCUCACGAGCAGCGUCGCCAGGGAGGAAAAGUCCAUCAACGAGCCCAUUGCCAUCACCAACAGAUACUCCAAGCAACGGACGACGAACCUCUUGGGAGGACUGUAAGCUGAUGCGACAUGGCGGCUACAUCUCCUUUCCAGAUUUCGAUCAACUUCGUGCUUCCAAUCAGGAUAAGCGUUCAUGA